AUGUGUGACUAUUUUGGGUAUGAUGCCAGUGCCAAAGCUCGUAAAUAUGUGGAGCACUUGGAGGUCCAGGGACAAGCACUGGAGGAUUCAGGCCGGGUGGUGCUGGUACAGGCUAUGGACCUGGAGGUGCUGGUACUGGCUAUGGACCUGGUGGUUCUGGUACAGGCUACGGACCUGGAGGUGUUAGACCUGGAGGUGCUGGUACUGGCUAUGGACCUGGUGGUGCUGUGCUGGUACUGGCUAUGGACCCGGUGGUGCUGGUACUGGCUAUGGACCUGGUGGUGCUGGUACAGGCUAUGGACCAGGUGGAGGAGUUGGGCCUGGUGGUGCUGGCUAUGGACCCGGGGUGCUGGUACUGGCUAUGGACCUGGUGGUGCUGGUACAGGCUAUGGACCAGGUGGAGGAGUUGGGCCUGGUGGUGCUGGUACAGGCUAUGGACCAGGUGGAGGAGUUGGGCCUGGUGGUGCUGGCUAUGGACCCGGGGGUGCUGGUACUGGCUAUGGACCAGGUGGAGGAGUUGGGCCUGGUGGUGCUGGCUAUGGACCCGGUGGUGCUGGUACAGGCUAUGGACCUGGAGGUUAUGCUGGUGCCAAAGCCCGCAAAUAUGGUCUGCCUGGAGGUACCCUGGGUGCAGGAGGACUUGGUGGUGGAGCUGGGCCUACUUCUGGGCUCGGAGUAGGAGGAGGGGUUCCCGGGAGAGGUGUUGGACUAACAACUGGUGGUGGACCUGGAGCAGGACAGGGGACUGGCGGAAUACCUGGUUCUGGUGUUGGAACGGGAGGUGGGCCGAGUGGCUUUGGACCAGGCAGUGCUGGAGGGCUUCCCAGUGGAGGAACAUUGGGAGGAACAGGAUAUGGACCUGGUGGAUAUGGACCAGGUGGAGGCUAUGGUGCAGGACCAGGGGCUGGAUAUGGAACAGGAUAUGGAGCUGGAUCAAAACCUGCUAAAUACGGUCAAGGUGGAAUGGGUGCUGGUGGGGUACUUGGAGGUGGAGCAGGAGGAGGUGGCUAUGGCACAGCUGGAUCUAAAGCUGCUAAGUAUGGGCAACCUGGUGGAGUUGUUCCUGGGGCAGGAGCAGGGACCGGCACUGCGGGAUCUGGUACAGGGACCGGCACUGCGGGGCCUCGUACAGAGACCGGCACUGGUGUUUCAGUAAAUGGCACCAGCACAAGCAGCAGUGCAGGAACAAUUGGGCCCAGUGGAGGAGGACUUGGAGCCACAGGAGGCACACCAGCCCCAGCAUCAGAAGUCCUUAUUCCAGGUGAUGCUGGUGCUGGCAGUGUGAUAGAGGGGUCUGGAAGUUCUGGAGGAGAAGGAGGUACUGGUGUAGCUGGCAGACCAGUGGGUGAAGCAGGUGACAGAGAUAGCUUGGGUGGAACAGGAAUCCCCAUCAUUGGAGCAAAACCAGGACUCAAUGGGACAGAAGUUCCAGGUCCCACAGGAGCCGCCCCUGUUGGGGGCAGGACUGUACAACCAAGUGGUGGUACAGGACUUCCUUCUGGAGCAGGUUCUGGUGGUGAUAUCUCAAUAGGGACACUGCCUGGAGCCAAACCUCUCAGACCCCCAGGUGUCCCCAGAGGUGACACGCCAGGUGAAGGAGAUGGAGAGGGAGGUCCUGAUGGAGAGAGAGGUGGUACAGGAGGCACAGGUGGAAGAGUAGGAGGGAGUCCUACCAGUGCAGGAGCAGCAGGAGGAGUUUCAGGUGGCGUAACAGGAGAGGGGAGAGGAGACAGUACUGCUACUGGAACUGGAGUUGGACCAGGAGGUACAGCUGGUAGAGUUGGAGGAACACCAAAACCACCCAAAGAAUACAGACCUGAUGGGACUGUAGCAGGAGGUGUAAGUGGUGGACCUGGUGGAGUUGGUGGUGUGGCAGGAGGAGGUCCAGGAGGAGUUGGAGGAGGUCCUGGAGGAGCAAGCUUGGUACCUGGGGCUGGUGGGUCUGGUGGAGUAGGAACAGGAGUCCUUAAACCUGGAAAAAGCUAUGGUGCUGGUGGUGCUGGAGUUUUACCAGGUGGAGGCAUACGUUACCCGACUGGAGCUGGAGUAGGACAGGGAGCAGGAAAAUCCAGCAAAGUAUAUGGGGCUCUUGGAGCAGGAGGCCAGGGUGGGGUUGGGCCUGGCAGUUAUGGAGCUGGUCCUGGUGGCUAUGGUACUGGUCCAGGAGGUUAUGGUGCAGGACCGGGAGGUUAUGGGGCUGGUGGUUACGGACCUGGUGGCACUGGACCAGGUGGAUAUGGGCCGAGCACUGCCGGGACAGGACUGGGUGGUGUCGGAACCGGCUCAGGUGGCUUUGGACCAGGUGGUGUUGGUACAGGACCAGGCAGCCAUAGACCUGGUGGAGCAGGGGUUAUUCCUGGUCUUUAUACUGCUGGAGGUCAAAGACUGGGGACAAGAAAGCCACCCAAGUCAGGCUAUGGAUCAUCCUCACUGGGUGGAGCAGGCUAUGGGCAAGGUGGUGCUGGCACAGGAACAGGUGGUUUCGGACCAGGUGGUGCUGGCACUGGAACGGGUGGUUUCGGACCAGGUGGUGCUGGAAUAGGAACGGGUGGCUUCGGCACAGGAACGGGUGGCUUCGGACCAGGUGGUGCUGGCACAGGAACGGGUGGCUUUGGACCAGGUGGUGCUGGAACAGGAACGGGUGUCUUCGGACCAGGUGGUGCUGGCACUGGAACGGGUGGCUUCGGACCAGGUGGUGCUGGCACAGGAACGGGUGGCUUCGGACCGGGUGGUGCUGGAACAGGAACGGGUGUCUUCGGACCAGGUGGUGCUGGCACUGGAACUGGUGGCUUCGGACCAGGUGGUGCUGGAACAGGAACGGGUGUCUUCGGACCAGGUGGUGCUGGAACAGGAACGGGUGGCUUCGGACCAGGUGGUGCUGGAACAGGAACGGGUGGCUUCGGACCAGGGGGCCAAAGAUUAGGAAAAAGAAAACCUGCUAAAUAUGGUUAUGGAGGAGCUGGGAAUGGAUCAGCAGGACGAUUAGGUGGAGGUACAAGAGCUGGUCCUGGUGGAGUUGGAGCUGGAACUGGUGGCUUUGGCCCAGGAGGUGCUGGAACUGGCGGCUUUGGUCCAGGAGGUGCUGGAACUGGCAGCUUUGGUCCAGGAGGUGCUGGACCUGGCGGCUUUGGCCCAGGAGGUGCUGGAACUGGCAGCUUUGGCCCAGGAGGUGCUGGAACUGGCGGCUUUGGUCCAGGAGGUGCUGGAACUGGCGGCUUUGGCCCAGGAGGUGCUGGAACUGGCAGCUUUGGCCCAGGAGGUGCUGGAACUGGCAGCUUUGGCCCAGGAGGUGCUGGAACUGGCAGCUUUGGUCCAGGAGGUGCUGGAACUGGCAGCUUUGGCCCAGGAGGUGCUGGAACUGGCGGCUUUGGUCCAGGAGGUGCUGGAACUGGCAGCUUUGGCCCAGGAGGUGCUGGAACUGGCGGCUUUGGUCCAGGAGGUGCUGGAACUGGGCCAGGGGGGUUUAGACCUGGUGGUGUGGGUGGAUAUGGACCUGGUGGCCAAGCACUUGGGAAUAGGAAGCCUCCUAAAUCGGGUUACGGCUCGUCGUUGGGUGGAACUGGCUAUGGACCAGGUAGUGCAGCAGGAGGAACAGGAGGGGCAGGAGGUCCUGCAGGAACAGGUCAGGGAGUAGGAGGAGGUGCAGGCGGCUUACCAGCAGGGGGUGUUGGCCCUGGCUAUGGUGGGGUGGCUGGUGGAAGCUAUCCAGGAUACACAGGGGCCGGGCAAAAAUCCAAGGCACAGAAGGCAGCCAAAUAUGCAGCCAUGCAGGCCUUUCUGGGAGCUGGAGGCUACAGAGGCGCUGGCUGUCAGGGUAAAUACUGUGGCCGAAGGAGGAAGUGAGAGACCAAAAGACAGGAAGUGACCUCAUAAACACAACAGUGGUGCUAUUGCAUGAUCCCAGAUGUCUCACCUGCCAUAGAAGCUAAAGCUUCAACACAUUCCGCAUGUUACAAUUUUCAUUAUCCUAGAUAAGGGUCUCUUUCAAAAAGAGUAUUGGUUCUCAGCAUGUUUGGGUCGUGAUUCCUAAAAACAAGGCGAUGCCUCUGUUGCAGGCUGCUGUGCAGAGUGGUAAGAUUUGUGUCCUUAUGUUGUUUUCUGGAUAAUUCAGCGAUUUGACUUCAAAACAAUUUUAAAUGUUCACCAUUUCACAAGAAACGGCACAAGUCCGUAUUGGGAUGCAUUUCUUUAAACAGAAAUUUCUUCCCCUAUGAAUCACCUUGUGACUCUCUUAGGAUCCCAACUACCAGGCUGAGAACCACUGAAAUAAAUGAUCAAUAUGUCUUCUGAAAUUCUGAGGCCAAGUUGUACUAUAAUACAGUUUUUGUUUAUUGUUGUCGAACAUCAUUUGUGUUCCUUUGCAAGUAUCACCAUGAAUCCUCUGGGUGAAGACUGAUACCAAGGACACCCUCAGGGCAGCUCCUUCAGACCUGUCUGCAUGCUGACACAAUGUUGUUGUGUUUUUCUCUCAAUUCAAGGCCAAGGCCAUACUUUUAUCCAGUUAGACUGGAUAGUGUUGGUUUUGUUUGUGUAAUGUGUUAAUUCACUGUUUUUAGCUUUUACAUCAAAGUGCAAACACUUGCAUAAUCUGUACAGACAAAGAAACGGCUGCUAUUUUGGGGGGAACUGUGAACAAAAGGGACUAAGUGGAUUUUUUUUUGUAGUGUUGUGUUUUGACUGGUCAUUAUCUGAUCCCUGAAAAGCAGUCCGUGUUCGUUUUAACUGUGCUCAGGCCUCAGCAGUAUCAACACAUCUGUUAACACUCGUGAGAUUCUUCCACUCCAUGCACAACAGUAAAGGCAAUGUUUUAUAGAUACACACAGAACACUGAUUGGGAUUAGUGUAAACUUUUGGUUAACGUGCAUAUUUUUUCAUGACUACAAGGAUUCAUUUGUUACAUUAUCAUGUGGCUUAGAUGUGGCCUUUACAUUUGCUGUUGAGGUAAGCAAUUAAACUAAAUGUGAGGUAAUAUGAUGAGAAUAUGUGAUAAUGCAUUUAAAUGGCAUCUGAGGAGAAUUGAUUACUGUGUUUUUAUUUUUUGGAGUACCUCUCUUAACACUGUUGGGAAAUUGUCACGUUUGCUAGUCUUUUUAAAUUAUGCUGACAAAAAGCAGAAAAAGCUGAGUGCUUUAUCUAUUUAGUCUCAUUUUACGAAUUCAAUAUUAAAUAUUUGAGUUAUUUUGUUUGUGUAUUUUAACAGUUUUUAAACGUGUGUCCUACUAUGGUUUAUAUAAGUGCUUUGUUUUCUGCAUUGUGCUAAAUCACAAUGUAGUCUGUGAUGUAAUUUGGAUAAAAAGUGUAAUUUAAUCUCAUCUUGCAUUUGAGCUUGUGUCUCUAUCAUGUAGCUCAACAUGUGUUUUUAAUCUGCGUUUUUUAUGCGGCCUAUGAAGAAAAUUAUGCACUUUUGUACACGUUCAGACAAUGCUCUCUGAAAUAAACAAAUUACCAACGACA
Molecule: messenger RNA, 5454 nt
Organism: Perca fluviatilis (European perch)
Lineage: Eukaryota; Metazoa; Chordata; Actinopteri; Perciformes; Percidae
Product: fibroin heavy chain-like
Exons: 33
Coding region: 1-3843 (1280 amino acids)
Source: RefSeq, a predicted model, not a curated record